UAUCCGGUUAUGAAGGUCACGUUAUCAAGGUCAUAACAGACCGCUUUUUCAGCAAUAAUUGUUAUGAAUGAAUAAAAAAAACUGAAUACUGAUAAAAAUUUAUAAAAAUAAUUGAAUUCGGAACAAAAUAUAAAACGUCUAUUUCGUAGUGUGAGAGUUUUAGAUUAGGUCCUAGGUUAAAUUGGAAACAAAAACGAAUAUGAUCAGAUUAUUUAGAGCUUCCUUUAAAUUUACUGGUAAUUAUAUAAAAAAUGUUGCGGAAAUGUCUACCGUUAGGGUCAUACAGUCUCAAAAAAUAGACAUUGAUGGACAACCAAUAAAUUAUGUUAAAAUUGGUAAUGGUCCUAAAAAUAUUGUCUGUUUACCGGGAGUUUUGGGGACAAUUUGGACUGAUUUCAAGCCUCAAGUUAAUAACUUGGAUAAAAGUAAAUUUACCGUGGUUGUAUGGGAUCCUCCUGGUUAUGGUUUUAGUCGACCACCCAAUAGACAUUUUAAUACUGAAUUUUAUAUGAAUGAUGCCAUUUGUGCUCAAAAAUUUAUGAAGAAAAUAGGAAUAGAUAAGUAUUCGGUUCUGGGAUGGAGUGAUGGUGGUAUAACAGGUUUGAUAAUGGCUGCGAGAUUUCCAGACAAUAUAGAAAAAUUAAUUGUUUGGGGGUCUAAUAGUUAUGUUACUCAGGUAGACCUUAAAGUGUGUGAUGAUCUAAGAGAUUUAAGUAAGUGGUCAGAUAAAAUGAAAGCUCCACUCAUAGAACUUUAUACAGAAAAAGGAUUACAAGAUAUGUGGAAUGCUUUCUCUGAUACACUGAGAGAAAUAUAUGAUAAUGGUGGAAAUAUUUGUAGUAAUCUAUUAAAUGAUAUAAAUUGUCCAGUUUUUAUUCUUCAUGGAGACAAAGAUCCUAUGAUUGCUCCUGAACAUCCUGGGUAUCUCUUAUCGAAAAUCAAAGAUGCUAAGUUACAUAGAUAUCCAGAUGGUAAACAUAACAUCCACUUGAAAUAUGCAGAAGAUUUCAAUAAAUUGGUGUCAGAUUUUUUGUUACAAUAGUUCAAAUAUAAUUAUUCCAUAACAAUAUAAAA
Messenger RNA from Diorhabda carinulata, 1074 nucleotides. Its product is annotated as valacyclovir hydrolase. Lineage: Eukaryota; Metazoa; Arthropoda; Insecta; Coleoptera; Chrysomelidae. The record is from RefSeq and is a predicted model, not a curated record. Bases 200 to 1042 code for a protein of 280 amino acids. The transcript has 5 exons.